ACCACAGGUAGGGCGCAUGCGUAAGCGCAAGAGGCUCUCGACGCCGAAGAGGGUUAGUGUCGCCGAAGGAAGGAGUCGAGCGAACCGACGGAAGGCGGGUGGGGGGAGGAGCCGUCUCUGCCGCCACUCCGGGCCUGAGGAAAGGAGUUGCGCGAAGGGGGGCACCGGGCGUCAAAAAGCCUUGGAAUGAGGCGGCGACGACGGAGGUGGCCGCUGUGAGGGUGGAAGGAAGGCGGGCGGACGGACGGACGGACGGCGCGAAAGGAGAGACGGGGAUUGUCCGAGGGACGGGGUCGCCACCCCCCUCCACCACCCCGGUCGCCGAGAUGGAUGAACAGGAGGCUUUAAAUUCUAUCAUGAAGGACUUGGUUGCACUCCAGAUGAGUCGACGUCCCAGAUUGUCUGGGUUUGAUAGCAUGAAACACAAAGACUCUUCACAUUCCAACAAACAGGUAAAAAAAUACAGUACGAGCAACCAAUCUUCUCCAAGCAACUCUACAAUAACAAACCAACGUGCUCGUGCAACAGAGGACAAAAAGGCUCAAAAUGACAUCAGGAUAAAAUUUGAACAUAAUGGCGAAAGACGAAUUAUUCCUUUUAGUCGGCCUGUCCACUAUGAAGAUGUACAACAGAAAGUGAAAACAGCAUUUGGUCAGGUCCUGGAUCUCCAUUACAUGAAUAAUGAGUUAUCUAUCCCUUUGAAAAGUCAAGAUGACCUUGAUAAAGCAAUAGAUCUUUUGGACCGAAGCUCUAAUGUGAAAAGUCUUCGAAUAUUACUGUUAAAUCAAGAUAGAAACCAUCACACCAGUUCAUCAUCCCAUUCUGGAAUGCAAAAGCAAGUCAGAAUCAAAACUUCCCAGUCUAUGGGAGAUGUGAAUGCUGCCUACCAGCCCCCUGAAAGCAGAAGCCGUCACCUGUCCAUCAAUUCUCAGAAUACAGGCCGAAGUUCACCACCUCCAGGUUACGUCCCAGAGAGGCAGCAGAGAAUUGCUCGUCAGGGAUCGUACACCAGCAUCAACAGUGAAGGGGAAUUCAUCCCAGAGACCAGUGACCAGUGUAUGCUAGAUCCUUUAAGCAGUGCUGAAAACUCAGUAUCUGGUAGCUGUCAGUCCUUGAGCCAGUCUGGAGACAGCCUCUCUUUCCGAAAAUCCUGCAUGUCCCGUGCUCAGAGUUUCCCAGACAAUAGGCAGGACUUCUCAGAUCGUGAAAAUCAAAUAAAUCAUAUCUAUGACAAAGCAGAGAAAGGCGGCACUUACCCUCGGCGUUACCAUGUCUCCAUGCAGCACAAAGAUUAUAAUGAUGGCCGGAGGACUUUUCCACGCAUUCGCCGACACCAGGGGAACCUCUUCACACUUGUGCCAUCAAGCCGCUCCUUGAGCACGAAUGGGGAGAACCUGGGCUUGACAGUUCAGUAUGUGGAUUCCCGUGGCCGCCUUCGGAGUGCUGACAGUGAGAAUACCCUCACGGUGCAGGAGAGAAAUAUCCCAACCAAAUCUCCAAGUGCUCCGGUCAACUGGCGACGAGGGAAACUCCUUGGACAGGGUGCCUUUGGCUGUGUAUACUUGUGCUACGAUGUUGAUACAGGCAGAGAACUUGCAGCUAAGCAAGUCCAGUUUGACCCAGACAGUCCUGAAACAAGCAAGGAAGUGAGUGCUUUGGAAUGUGAAAUUCAGCUAUUGAAGAAUCUUCAGCAUGAGCGCAUUGUCCAGUAUUAUGGAUGCUUGAGGGAUCGAGCAGAGAAGACCCUAAGCAUUUUCAUGGAGUACAUGCCAGGGGGCUCUGUCAAAGACCAGCUUAAAGCUUAUGGUGCACUGACAGAAAAUGUCACCCGGAAGUACACACGACAGAUUUUGGAGGGAGUUUGUUAUCUUCACAGCAACAUGAUUGUACAUAGGGAUAUAAAGGGAGCCAAUAUUCUUCGGGAUUCUGCAGGCAAUGUGAAGCUUGGGGACUUUGGAGCCAGCAAGCGGCUACAGACAAUCUGCAUGUCUGGGACUGGCAUCCGUUCUGUCACUGGCACGCCCUACUGGAUGAGUCCAGAAGUGAUCAGUGGGGAGGGCUAUGGAAGAAAGGCUGAUAUCUGGAGCCUUGCUUGUACUGUCGUUGAGAUGCUAACGGAGAAACCGCCCUGGGCAGAGUAUGAAGCCAUGGCUGCCAUUUUCAAGAUUGCUACACAGCCAACUAACCCCCAGCUGCCUUCCCACAUAUCAGAAACUUGCCGGGACUUUCUGAAGCGGAUCUUUGUGGAAGCCAGGCAGAGACCUUCAGCUGAUGAGCUGCUUCAGCAUCACUUUGCACAGCUCCCAUACUGAACUACCAACACCUACCCCACCCCCUCAAACAGCACUUUUACCUGAAGAUUAACAUCCUGCCUUUUGCAGAGGCCAUGCUGUAGCCCUGGUCAGAGCAUCAGUAUUCCAGCCCAACAUGACCUGUUUGUCUUGAAAGGCCAGGUGUGAAGACUCAGGCAGGGAUGUCAGUUGCUUUUAUGUACAUAUCUUGGCUUUGGGGCUGAUGCUUUCAGCAGCUGUGCAAUCAACACCUCCAUAUCUGUCCUUGUCCAUAUGCUGAUUUGAUAUCAUGAUGUGCCUCCAUAAGAACAUGUGCUGGGACCAAUCUAGGAGCCAUUUCAUUUGAAUGUGUGUAUCCCAGAGCCUGGUCCAAAAUGGAAGGAGAGAAUAUGAAAUUUGUGACUUAACUGCUACAAGCUAUAAGAGUGUGUGUUGGGCUCAUGAUAUCAUUCUGUUCCAGUUUCCCCAGAACCUUAGCAAGUCAAGUGCCACAGAGAACAUGCACUCUGUUACUAUAUAUAAUAGUGAUUAUAUAUUUUUCUUGAAGUAUUCAGCAUCUGAAAGUGUUAAAAAAUACUGAUUUAGAAAAAUGUAUGAAUAGUAUUGUUUAUGACAAACCAAGGAGCUGCAGGCAGGGUGCUUGUUCUUUCCUUCUCUUUCUCCUUACCUUGAUCCCUCUUAUCCAAAUUUCUGAAUGAUGAAAUGGGGGUUCCCAUGGAACACAAGCACAAUGGAGCUCAGAGGACAAAGGCUCCUGGAAUUUAAAUGAGGGAAUCAAGCAUUGUUUUGACAGGGCUAUCUGAAGAAGCAAUUCAGUACUGUGCAUUCUCUGUCUAUGCAAUAACUGUGUGCUAACACAGAAUUUAGUAUCUGGCAGAAAAAUCAUCUUAGAACUCAGUAUUUUUAAACUUUAAAAAAAUCAGAAGAAAAACAAGCUAUAGCUAUAGAUAAAUGCUGAAAAUAAAGCAUUGUUAUUUCCUAGAAGCCACAGGGUGCUGAGCAGAAAAAGCUCUGCAGUUAGGGUAAAUGUUUUCCCCAGAUAACAAUAGCUGAACAGAUUAUCAGACCAAGAGUCUAUAUGGAAUUUUACUUUACUGUAGUUGCAUAACUUAUUCAGAUCACAGAAUGUGCUGUUUUUAUGGCUUGUUUUAGCACAUGCACUCAGGAUCGAGAAGAUGAUUGUAAAAAAUGUCUGAUGUGCAUGUGUUGCCCCAUAGAUAACUGUUUGAAGCUGAUGAAAAGGCUUUCUUUUGUGUCACACUUGUAGCUGUCCUACAAAUAUGCCCUGAUUUUCACCAUGAGAGAAAUUGGAAUCUUCUUUACCUCUCUAUUAGACAGUUUUUCCCACCCUUCACAAAAUAGUGAUUGAUGCCAUACUUAAAUGUUGCCAGUCUUUCUAAGCAAAGAUGCUGUUGAAAUCUUAUUCAGGGAAAGCCAAAACUCUGCUGCUAAGCCUACACAGAGGACUUCCUGCAUUCCAUACCAAGGAAGGCCAAAUUCUCUAGGCAUCCAAAUAGGAGAAGAAAGGAUGUUUUGCCCAUCUGCAGUUACUAAUUUUGAGCUGUCCAUGUGCUCUUCAAUAAAUAUUAAAUGGAGCUUUAUGAUGUGAGCAAUACAGGAGAUUUGGAUAAAAGUUCUCCUGUAGUGGUCUAGUAUUACUGUUUUGUGGCACAGAAGAAAAAAGCUGCUAAUUUUAAAUGCAGAAUUAUUUGCUUACUAGAAAUUUUGUGGGGAAAAUAAAGGAGUACACCUAAGAAAUUUAAUUGUGGGCAAUACCACAGUUCCCAGUUCCUAGUCUUUGAAAUGUUCCACUGCCAUGAUAAUCUACUAGUCUUAUCUCAUAAAGCAUUGAAUGUAGAACUAGGUGUGAUAAAUGAGGGUCCUGGAAGGUCCUGUGUUGCCACCUUUAGGGAGCUCACGUAUACAUCAAUAAUGCUUAAUGUUUCAAGAUCUCACUAAAUAGACAGAUGAAGGGUGUAACCAGUGUUAUGGUGCAAGUAACAUUGUGUCACUCAUUAUGUUUCUAGUAAAUGUUCUGAAAACAGGUGAAUGUUAUCCACCUCUGUUCCAGCAAAGGACCUUUAUGACUGAUGCUUUGAGAACAAUUCAGGCUGUUGAUCUUUGCUUCUGUGCAGAGUUGAAGUUUACUGUCAUGUGUCAGCUUUUCAUAAGGGUGCAAGUAGUUGCUUAAUAGCAAGUUCACAACCUAUUUUCCUGACAUUGAUAAACAGCAGAGCCAAGCAACGAUUCCAAUAGACCAGCAGUAAUGUCUUUAAAAUGGAGCAAGUCAGCACAUGGAUUAAGUGCAGAAAUCAUAGGAAUUCUCUCAGUCUGCAGCCUUGUGGCAGUACCAAGGUGCAAAGCAAUUGUAAUCAUCCACUUAAUGUUUCUGGAAUUUUGCUUUAUGGAUCAAAGUUUUUCUGUGGUGGGAACAUAGGGGCAGAAGCAGUAUGAUUGGUCCUCAUUUCAACUCAGCUGAGAUCCAAAGAAGCAGCCUUGAUUUCUCUUGCCUCACAUGCCAAAAUCUUUGUAAGCCUUAAAUGGUUUGAAGGCUUUCCAUCCUAGAGCAUGUCUACCUUCUUGUUGUAGAUCCUAUGGUCAGGUAGAUGCUCCUAAUAUCAGAAUUCCUUCCUUCACAUGUCUCCAAUAAUGUGAUAUGUUGGCUUCUCCAUUUGUAUGAAACAGUUCAGUACCUAGACCCAGGGCCGCUGAUUCAGCAUAAGAAAUAAGCCAAAGUAUUAUUUGUAUGGUCAGCGAUGCACUUUUACAAAUGUAUUUAUAUCACCCUCUUCGUUAAGCUUUUUACAUCAUGUAAGCAAAUUGUGAUGCCUCAUACUUUUUAUUUAUAUCAUAAUUGUUGAUUUUUAUAGAUAUGUAUAGCAGUGUUAAGGGAUGGGGUGGGAGGAAAUUGAUACCUUUGUGAAUUUUUUAAAAGGGAAGAAAAGCAGCUGGUUUUGCAAAGAAUUUAUAGUUUUAUAACAGGAUGUCAAGCCACAAUGCCUCUUUGUUUUCUCACUAUUCCAUUUGGGGGUGGGACUUAAAUUUGCCUUAUUUUAAUAGACUAAGAUAGUAGAAUGCUUGGGAUAAUACAUCUAGGUAUGUGUGACCUGCUUAGAAGACUUACUAUUGUGGAUGCUUCAUACAUAGUUAAAACCCAGUGUAGUCUUGAAGUCCUUGGCUCCAUUUCUGGAUAAACUGACAUACCAGUUUGCACAGCCUUUGUUGCAUGGCUUCUGAAUUUCAGCCUAGAUUUUUCUGAAAUGAUUUGUCAUGCUCCUAAGGUCCAGAACAAAAAAAAGCCAUUAGUAAAACAAAAAAUAUGAGCAGUUGCACAGUGGUUCCCUUCCUCUUGUGGGCUUCCAUUUCACGUGCCCUUUUCACAACUAAUGCACAACUAGGUGCACAAAGAACCUUCCAGAAGGUGGGAGGAGAAUAAGUAUUAUUACCCUUAUGCGGUUGUAUAAAUAGAUAGGACUCUGGCCUCUGAAUUGUAGAAGGUAAGAGACUUGAGAAAGAUCCUGUUAUGGGAGUGGGGGAAAUCUAUUUGCUUUGCAUCUGCUCAUCUCCACUUCCCUCCUGAAGUGUAGAGAUUACAUGCAGAGAGAAUCGGGUAGGGAAACACUUGUAGUUUUAUAGAUGUCAACUCAAAAAUUGAUCUUCUAGAUAGAUGUAUACGAUUCCUUCUAGAUAGACAUGUAUACGAUUAGCUUUAGGAAGAUUUGACAAGUUUCUCUUGUGAUUUUUUAUUCCCAUCCAACUGCUUCCGGUCAGAAGUAACAUCUUUCCCCUUUAGAAAGCCUCUUAAUCUGUUCAAAUGCUCUCACAGAUACUUCAUACUCUCCUGAGAAUCACAUCUUUCAGUUUGGCAUUCCUUAAAAGUUUUAGUUGUUAAGAGUGUAGGUGAGAGAAAACAGAUUGCCAAAAGAUAAUUUGCAAAUGUUACCAGAUGGAAUUGUAACCUUAUGUGAGGAAACAAAGAUGAUGGUGUUUGGGCUUGGCAUGACGAUUCUGUACACUCCAGGUUCACCCACCAGCCUUCUGCUAAAUUGCAGUAUUCAAUCCUGGUUGCUGCAGGAAGGAAUGACUUGGCACAGUCUUAGAGAAGUGUUUGCCUUGAAGAAAGCUACCACUACUAAAGACAUUUCAUCUUGUCUGUUACUAUCCCCCUAGCUGAUCUACUAGAUGCUUGUGUGUUGUGGGGAUUUGUCUUUACAGUUGAUUUCUAGACAAAGCUUCAAAGAAGAAGAUACUUCAGAAAAAUAUAGCCAAAUGGAGGUGUAUUUGAUAGGCUAUUUCUGUUUAUUGACUAGUCUGAGAUUCUCCUGUGGUUCCACUCAAGUCUUAAAAUUAGAAGACAUUGCUCAGAUCACAGAAGCAUGUACUUCUAAGAUGUUCUUAAAGAUUAGAGCUCCCAUUGUGCUAGCACCAUUCUGGAAUUAUUGCAUGGUAGUCUCUAAAAUGGAAUGGUGGUCCUCCAAAUGAUGUCGGAUUGCAACUCAUACCUACCAGCUGUAACUGAUGAUUAUCGGAAUUGAUAUCCAGCAACAUUUAGGUAGCCAAAUAGUCUUAAUUCCUUAUCUAUAAAGUUGUGGAGAUUGGUCAAUUAAACCAGCAAGCCCUGUAAUCCUACAGAGCUAAAUGGCCUUUACUCAAAUGUCUUGGUUACUGAGAUUUACAGUGCAGUCCUACACAUGUUGAUUCAGAAGUAAGCACCACUGGCUUCAAUUGGAACUUUAUUAUUCCUAAGUAAAGAGAGAGAAAACACUAUACCAAUCAUUUAUGUCUCACUGUCAGUGGUAGCAUGAAGUGCCAUCGCAAUGAACCUGGAGUGUAGCAGAAGACAUUCAACCACUUGUGUCUUUCUAAUUUUUAUAAAUAUCUAUACUGACCAGGGCUUGCAGUGCAAAGCCAGGCCAAUGUAUACCUUUUUAUUUACAAUAAAGUAUCAUUUUCAGUUA
This is a messenger RNA of Pogona vitticeps (central bearded dragon), 7249 nucleotides long. Lineage: Eukaryota; Metazoa; Chordata; Lepidosauria; Squamata; Agamidae. The record is from RefSeq and is a predicted model, not a curated record.